CUUAUACCUUGACAGAGGGGAACGCCUGUACAUGGCUACUCCCCUCCGUGUUGCUCUUUGCCUUUUAGUACAUCGUACGUGUGCUAUCCAAGACUAUGUCACAGUCAAAUCGUUAAUCGACUUUGACAGUGCGAUCAUGGUGAUUACUGAAAAUUUGAGAAAAAUGUCUAGCAACAGUAACAACAACCAAAAAAUUGAUGAAAAACCUGGGGAUGGCAUUAGAUCCAUGAGAUCAUCAACAGCAUUUAGAGUUAUUAAUUUUGAAUUGUAUGCAAAACCUAAUAUAGUUAUAAUGAGCAUUGGCCUGACUUGCUUUGGUCUUGCUCUUGGUUACAUUACCUAUAUGAGACAAAAAUAUGAAUCAAUGGGUUACUAUUCUGCAAUAAAUGAAGAAGGAAAAGAAACAUUUGAAAAGCGAAAAUCUAAAUGGAACUAAUAUGUAACAAAUUGGAUUAUAAAAUGUAGGAUAAUUGAUUUAACCAUUAUGUUCUGUCUUGUAUAUAGGUAGUGUUUAUGCUAGCAAGUUUGUAAAUAUAAUUAUUGAUAUAGA
Messenger RNA from Melitaea cinxia (Glanville fritillary), 550 nucleotides. Its product is annotated as small integral membrane protein 8. The coding region runs from base 32 to 436 and encodes 134 amino acids. The transcript is spliced from 3 exons. NCBI's taxonomy places the organism in Eukaryota, Metazoa, Arthropoda, Insecta, Lepidoptera, Nymphalidae. The record is from RefSeq and is a predicted model, not a curated record.